AUUGUUUGUUUACAAAAACAUGCCAAAACGAGUUCAGUCAAAACACCGAGAUCGCGUCACUUCCUGGUGUAACAUAAGUAAAACUAUAAAGUAAACCAGUAAGUACUUCUCGGUUUUAAAACCUCCGGAUAGUCGUUUCAUUACACGUAUAUAUGGUGAAAUUUCAUAAAGGGGAGUUUUAUGCAACCAAGACACCUUUUUAAAACUUGAAGUGGAUUAAAACGGCUUUAAAUCAAGCUUCAAAUGACAUGGAUGCUGAUAAUACAACAAACGUUACGAACGUUAACGGUUCCUCGGGGUCAUCGGUUUUACCGGUAUAUCUUCAUGAUGAGAAAUAUGUGGUGCAAAUAAACGAUUUUGUUUUCGACAAAGUGUACAUACCAAGUUUCAUCUACACCAUUGUUAUGCUUGUAAUAGGCUGUCUAGGAAACCUGAUCGUUUUCUACAUUUAUUUUACCCGCUGGAGGAAAACCACUUCCAGGGUAUUCAUCUUGGCCUUGGCUGCGUUCGAUUUGAUAAACUGUUUCAUCACAACUCCAACGGAGCUCUAUUUCAUGCUCAACUGGUUUCAAACCACCAAUAGUGUUUUGUGUAAAUUCUCGCGCUUUUUGACGUUUAUGAUGAACAACUGCUCCUCUUUUACACUUCUUGGAAUAGCGGUUGAUCGCUAUAUGAGUAUUUGCCGACCUCUCAAAAAACAGAUGUCUACGAAACAAGCCAAAAUGAUCGUGUUUGUGGGUGCCUUCAUCGCUAUCCUGUUUGCUUGGCCUGCGUUAGUCGUGUACGGUAUACAAACGGUUCCAGCACCCUUAAAACCCCCAAUCUAUGUCGUCGGCCAUGUUUGCCUGAUUGAAGACUCGUACGUAAAAACUGACUAUCCUUUGGCAUUCGUCAUAGUUCUUCUGACAGGUAACCUGUCAAUUGACGUCACUCUAAUCACAUUCUACAGCCUGAUCGGUUAUCAGGUAAUCAAGAGAGGCUCGGGUUUUCUAUGCAAAGUGACAGACGCGGGGAGGAAGUUAAGUCAAAGCAACAGUCAGUCUCACACCGAGGACGUCUUCAUUGACGACAAAAGCUCCGGGAAAAGUCCCUCAAUCUUAAAGAAAUUCGCGAACAACCAUGGAAAUAGUAUGGAGAAGUCCGACAGCGACGAUGAGACGAAGGGUCUGAACUCCAGUACAAAGCGGUCCAUCAAAGCGACAAAUAGCAACACCGCUGCUGAGAAGCGCGCGAAAUAUAAUAGACAGCGAUCAAUGUCUGUUCAAAGCGAAGAGGUCCGGCGGGCCAGAAUGAUCAAGAUCACCGUGAUGUUGUUUGCAGUGACGCUCCUGUUUAUGCUCUCUUUUAUCCCGUAUUGCGUCAUAGUUAUUAUUAGAUAUAUAAACCCUCCGUACUACUUUACUCUGUCUUACACUGGAAAGGCUGUUUAUCACUUUGUCUUGAGAUCUUACCUACUUAGUAUGUCUAUGAAUCCCAUCAUUUACAGUUUUAUGAGCCAAAAAUUCAGAGAAGAGUGCAGAAACUGCUUCCUGAAAAUGAUACGAGUAGUAAAAUCAAGAAACUAGGGCUUUUGGGAUGAUCUAAAUGUACAUAGACAGAAACCAUCUGUAUAAAUGUACAUAGACAUGUUUGUAAUGUUCCCAUUAAAAAUGUUUCAAAUUUCAUGUACAUAGACAUGUGUGUACCCAUUAAAAAUGCUUCAAAUUUCAUGUACAUACUACAGUGAAGUCGCCAAUUC
Molecule: messenger RNA, 1738 nt
Organism: Magallana angulata
Lineage: Eukaryota; Metazoa; Mollusca; Bivalvia; Ostreida; Ostreidae
Product: thyrotropin-releasing hormone receptor-like
Exons: 2
Coding region: 249-1565 (438 amino acids)
Biological process (GO): G protein-coupled receptor signaling pathway
Cellular component (GO): membrane
Molecular function (GO): G protein-coupled receptor activity
Source: RefSeq, a predicted model, not a curated record